UGUCCCCCGAAACAACCGCUAAAACUAACGGAACAUGGCUUCCCUCUCCUCUCCAUUCUCUUCUCCCAUUUAUAUACCCUCACUUUCCUUCUCCUCUCUUUCCAUUUUCCCUCUGCUCCGCUGCCGCGUCCCCGCGCGGCAACCACCUUCUUCCUCGUACAACACACACAAAAAACAAAAACACACACACACAAAAAAACAUAGUUGGAUAGCUAUAUAGAAGAAGAAAACACCACAAUAUGGUAUCUACUUUAUUAAAGCAGGUACGUUCUUCUCACCCAACAAAAACAAUAACAAAAGUAAUAACAACUUAUUUAUUUCUUUUCUUGAGCUUCCAUGUUGGUCAUGGACAACAUGACUUCGAAAAAUUUUCAUCGUCCUUGUCGUCGCCGCCUCCGCCACACAUGACGGAGCUCGAUGCCUGCAACGGCGUGUUCCUCACGUACGCGCUCCUGGGGCGUGUGAAGGAGUACCCGCACGUGACGAACACGUCGAAGCAGGCGUGGGCUUUCAAGGCGGAGGCGUCCCUGACAAACGUCGGGGACGAAGAAGUGCCGGGGUGGAAGAUGUUUGUCGGGUUCCAGCACCGCGAGAUUCUAGUCUCCGCCGACGGCGCCGUGCUCAUCGACGCUGGAGACUUUCCGGCGGAGGUGGGGAACGGGACCACGCUGGUGGGGACCGCCACGACCGACUUGAAGACCGCCAUAGACACCGCCGGGGAUAUUAACCAGAUGAGUGUGAGGAUUCAGAUGACGGGGACGCAGUUUGGGUUGGGUGCAGGGGCUACGCCAAUGCCUAAAACUAUUCGUCUCGAGAAUGAUGGCUUCAAAUGCCCUGCACCUAGUCGAAGAGCCAUGAGAAUGUUCGUAUGCUGCAAAAAGGACCCAAAAGUAAAAGCCAAGCAAGCAAAGAAAACAAAGUACCCACCUCGUCGCAAAGGAGACAUAACCAUAGCAUACGACGUGCUCCAAGCCUUCCAGAACAACUACUACGCGGAAGUCAGAAUAGACAACAACCACCCAUUAGGUCGUCUUGAUCACUGGAACCUAACAUGGGAAUGGCAAAAGGGAGAAUUCAUAUACUCCAUGAAAGGAGCCUUUGCUCGCAGAAAGGACCCUUCUGAGUGCUUAUAUGGUCUUGCAGGAAAGUUCUACAAAGACAUGGAUUUCUCAAAUGUCGCCACGUGUGAGAAGAAGCCAACAAUCUCUGAUCUUCCAUCAGAAAGAAAAGAAGAUGAGAAAGUUGGGAAGCUCCCUUGGUGCUGUAGGAAUGGCACUGUUUUGCCUCCUAUCAUGGACAAGAACAAAGCUAGGUCAAUGUUCCAGAUGCAAGUGUUCAAAAUUGCACCUGACAGUGACAACAGAACUGCUCUCACUCCACCUACAAAGUGGAACAUUGAUGGUGUCAUAAACCCUAAAUACAAGUGCAGUGCCCCAGUUAGAGUUGACCCUCAAGUCUUCCCUGACCCUAGUGGGCUUAGGGCUAUUACCACAGCAGUGGCAAGUUGGCAAAUAGUUUGCAACAUCACAAAACCUAAGCCUCAAGAAAACCGUUGCUGUGUCUCUUUCUCAGCAUUCUACAACGAAUCAGCCAUCCCUUGCAACACGUGUGCAUGUGGGUGUGAUGACACGAGGAAGUGCAGCUCUAGGGCUUCACCGUUGCUUCUUCCACCAGAUGCUCUUCUUGUGCCGUUUGUUAACAGGACCGUUAAGGCACGUGCAUGGGCCAAGCUCAAGCACUUGCACGUGCCGAGCAAGCUCCCUUGUGGGGACAACUGCCCCGUCAGCAUCAACUGGCACGUGAGUUCUGAUCACAAGGAUGGAUGGACAGCUAGGAUCACGCUUUUCAACUGGGAGGAAUAUUCCUUUGACGAUUGGUUCACGGCUAUUCAGUUGAAGAGGACUUUUGAGGAUUUUCAUGAUGUUUAUUCCUUCAAUGGGACGAGGAUUCCUGGUCUCAAAACUGUGUUCUUGGAGGGGUUAAAGGGUUUGAAUUACUUGUCAGGAGAAACCAAUGGAACACAUGCUAAUGACCCUAGGGUUCCAGGGAAACAACAAUCUGUUCUUUCUUUCAGCAAGAAGCAUAUAAAAGACUUCGAUGUCACACAUGAUGGGUUCCCCACUAAGGUUUUCUUCAAUGGAAUGGAGUGUUCACUUCCUCCAAUUAGACCUGCCAAAAGUUCAGGGCACAAAUCAUCUUCCAUCAGUGUCAUUGCCCUCAUUUUCACAGCUUUUGUGACUUUCUUGAUGAUCUAAAUGAUUAACCUAGCUUGACACGUGAGUUAAUGGCUUGAAAGGGUUAAUUUUUCUUCUCUUCGGGGCUGCUUUUUUAUAUAUAUCACUCUCAUCAACGACGGGGUGCUUAUACAAACUGAGCAGAGAGAUAACGAUGCAUGUGAUGAUGCGAAACAUGUGAUGAGGGAUGCAGCCUUUUUGUGUGAAAGUACAUGACAGUGUAUAUCUGAUACAAGCUUGUGUGUGGAACUUGUAUAAUAAGUUCGGUACGUAACUAGCUCAUAUUACAAUUAGAUGGCCUUUUUGUUCGAACUACGUUACUCUAGUGUAUGGAUUGUUAGUUCAUGUAGAUA
This is a messenger RNA of Glycine soja, 2587 nucleotides long. Its product is annotated as COBRA-like protein 10. Gene Ontology annotation, cellular component: membrane. Gene Ontology annotation, biological process: cellulose microfibril organization. The transcript is spliced from 2 exons. Bases 240 to 2255 code for a protein of 671 amino acids. Lineage: Eukaryota; Viridiplantae; Streptophyta; Magnoliopsida; Fabales; Fabaceae. The record is from RefSeq and is a predicted model, not a curated record.